AUGUGGCGUUCCCUUUGCGCCGCCGCGAUAGUGAGCAUCUUGUCACUACCAUGGACGGUCCACGCCGGACUCCAGACGAAUCAGUACUUCACCUCCAACGACGACCUGUUACAACGAUCCGAUCCCUUCUCGCUGUUCGAACGACGUCCUGAAGACUGCCCGCCAUGCUUCAACUGCAAUCUCGACGACUUCGUCUGCCAACAAUACGCGAACUGCACGAAGAGCAGUGGAAAGUGCACAUGUCCGCCAGGCUUUGGAGCUGAGGAUUGCAGCGUGCCGCUAUGUGGCUCGCUUGCGGAUGGGAAAGAUCGUUUGCCUCGCGAGGGCGAUGCGCCAUGCAAGUGUAAAGAGGGUUGGGGUGGUAUCAAUUGCAAUGUAUGCGAGGAGGACAGCGCCUGCGAUGCUAUGAUGCCGGGAGACACAAAAGGCGGAGUCUGCUAUCGGGAAGGAGCUGUUGUGAAGGAAAACUACCAAAUGUGUGACAUUACAAAUCGCAAGAUUCUGGACAUGUUGAAAGAGAAGAAACCGCAGGCCACAUUCAGCUGUAAUGCUGAGCGGGAGGAUUGCAAUUUCCAGUUUUGGGUGGAUCAGAAGGAGAGCUUCUACUGCGCACUGGACACCUGCAGCUGGAGUCUGAAAACCACGGAGGACAGAAACACGACCAAGUAUGAAUGUGAGAACAUUCAGUGUAAAUGUGUUCCAGGACGUAUGCUUUGUGGUGCCAAGAACAGCAUCGACAUCAGUGACUUCCUGGACCAGGAUAUCAAGGGACCUGCUUCGUUCAUAUCGGUGAGGACGUACACUGGCUCAAAGGAAGACAACAGUAUCUUCUCUGAGCCGGCCAUGAACGGUCUGAUCUCCAGUGUGUUCGGCGAUCCAAGCAUCAUGCUUUCGUGCCAUAGUGGCGAGUGCAUGUACAAGACGGAGGUUCCGGGAUACGAACGGCCAGUGAAGAAGAUCAACACGCCACUGAUUGCUGGAGUCAUCGCUGGAUGCGCGCUGUUCGUGGUCGCUGUGGUCCUCUUGGUCUUUUUCCUCAGUCGACGGAGCGGGCAGAACAAGACCGGGUACAUCGCGCUUGGAGAUGAGGAGGAGGAGGAGAAUGCGAGGCUCCUUGCUGACCACAAGCCUGCUGCUCUAUCAUUCGAGAACGUGUCGUACAAAUUGAAGGGCAAGCAGAUUUUGUCUGGCAUCACCGGCGCUGUUCACCCUGGCGAGCUCCUGGCCAUCAUGGGUGCUUCAGGUGCUGGCAAGACCUCCUUCUUGGACAUUUUGGCCCGGAAGAACAAGCGCGGCACAGCAUCCGGCGACUUCUGGUUGAAUGGUGACAAGGUGGAUGAUGAUCAAUUUCGCAACGUGAUUGGAUUUGUGGAUCAAGACGACACCAUGCUUCCCACCCUGACUGUGCACGAGACGAUUUUGGAUUCUGCUUUGCUCCGACUGCCAAAGCAGAUGAGCCGAGCUUCCAAAGAGCAGAAAGUCGAAGACGUCGAGCGCCAGCUGGGUAUCUACCAUAUCAGACACCAAGUCAUCGGUUCUGAGGAAGGAAAUGGUCGUGGUAUUUCUGGAGGCGAGAAGAGGAGAGUUGGCAUUGCCUGUGAAUUGGUGACCAGUCCAAGCAUCCUUUUCUUGGACGAGCCAACUUCGGGUCUCGACUCUUUUAAUGCGUUCAAUGUUGUUGAGUGCUUGGUCAACCUGGUCAAGACUUACAACAGGACUGUCGUCUUCACGAUCCAUCAACCACGUUCCAACAUUGUGGCACUUUUCGAUCAGCUCAUUCUGCUUGCACAAGGUCGUACUGUCUACAGUGGACCUUUCAAGGACUGCCAGGAUUACUUUGAUGGCAUCGGCUACUCCUGCCCUCCUGGGUUCAACAUCGCCGACUACUUGAUCGACCUCACGAUGCAUGCAAGCACGCCCAGCGAUUCGGAUCUGAUGGAGCUCAGCUCUGACGGUGGCGAUGGCUUCGCAACACGAGCAAGCUCUACCAUGGCAGUCAAGAGCAUUCCGAGCGUCAGUAAUAUUAGCGUUGGCGAGUCUGUAACAUCUACUGCUGGAGAGAGCUUCCUUCGGCCCAAAUCGAAUAGGAAGUCCAGCAUACGACAGCAGCAAGAGAGACAAUUGUUCACUCGCAAGAACACCGCAGACAACGCGGCUCCGUCCAGCGUACGCAGUUCCGGCGAAAGUGCCUUCUCGAGGGAGCAAGAAGCCAGUCAUCAGCAAUGGCUCAAGUUGGCCAAGCAGAAUGGACAGCCACGUCCCCAGAUCCUCGACGACAACCACGGCGGCCUCACUGGCGAAGGUGACACUGGCACAGAUCUGGAUGCUCUAAUCGCCGCAUAUCAGUCAUCUGAUGUGGCUGCUACCUUGCGGGACGACAUUCACGGCACUGUCGCUCAUGCAGCGCAAAUGAAUGGCCACGCACCAGGCUCUCCAACCGGCUCUGCCAGGAGUAAGCUCUACGGCUACCAAAAGCCAUGGAUCCACACUCAAUUUCUCAUUCUCUCCCGACGAACAUGGCGAAACAUCUACCGCAACCCCAUGCUCAUGCUCACCCACUACGCCAUUGCCAUCGUUCUCGCCGUCUUCCUCGGCUUCCUCUUCUACGGCCUGACGGACGAUCUCGCAGGCUUCCAGAACCGCCUCGGAUUCUUCUUCUUCAUGCUCGCUCUCUUCGGCUUCAGCACACUGACCUCCCUCACGGUCUUCGCUCCUGAACGUCUUCUCUUCCUCCGCGAGCGUGCCAAGGGAUAUUACUCGCCUCUCGCCUACUACCUCUCCAAGGUCGUCUUCGACAUCGUUCCGCUUCGCCUCGUUCCGCCCAUCAUCAUGGGCUGCAUCGUAUACCCGAUGACCGGCCUCAUUCCAAGUUGGCCUGAGUUCCUCAAAUUCAUGCUAUUCUUAGUCCUUUUCAACCUUGCCUCGGCAAUGAUCUGCUUGUGCAUUGGCAUUUGCGUGCGGAAUCAGGGCGUGGCGAAUCUGUUCGGCAUCUUAGUAAUGCUGUUCAGUCUGCUGUUCUCUGGCUUCUUGCUCAAUCACGAGACCAUUCCCGGGCCGGUCAGGUGGUUGCAGAGGCUCUCCAUCUUCCACUUCGGCUUCGAAGGCCUCAUCGUCAAUGAAGUGCGCUACCUUUCCCUGGUGGAUAAGCAAUACGGUCUCGACAUUGAAGUGCCCGGCUCCGCCAUUCUUUCCAGCUUCGGCUUCAAGGUACUGGCAAUGUGGGAGGAUGUGAUUGGACUGGGCGUCUUCUGCGGAGUGUUCCUCGUGCUGGGCUACGUGGCCAUUCAUUUCCUGUUGGUGGAGAAGCGAUAGAGAUAUCUUGGCAUACGUUUUCCUUUUCUUCACUCGUGUAGACUUAGCGCACGACACUACAGCCAGAAGGCGUAUAUACAGACAUGAAUAGUAGUGUGAAGU
This is a messenger RNA of Zymoseptoria tritici IPO323, 3414 nucleotides long. RefSeq names its product putative ABC transporter. Gene Ontology annotation, molecular function: ABC-type transporter activity; ATP binding; ATP hydrolysis activity. The record is from RefSeq and is a predicted model, not a curated record. NCBI's taxonomy places the organism in Eukaryota, Fungi, Ascomycota, Dothideomycetes, Mycosphaerellales, Mycosphaerellaceae. The coding region runs from base 1 to 3312 and encodes 1103 amino acids. The transcript has 2 exons. Gene Ontology annotation, cellular component: membrane.